UGUGCCAGCAGUGAGGCGAGUUGUCUGUUGUGUGGUGCCCAGCGUCAACUACAAAUACGAAAAAGCAAAAAAAUAAAAAUAAAACACACAAACCAAACAAAAUGGCCAAAUUCCUUCUUCUGGUUGUGGGCAUUGCAGCCCUGGCAGCAGCCACUCAGGGCGCCACAGCGCCGCAAUUGCAACGCCUGAUAGCCGAGGAGCAGAGCAAAUGCGCCAGCGGCCAAGACUCGAUGGCGUGCAUCAAAGAGCGUGCCAUGCGCUUCGUGGACAACGUGUUGAGCCAAGACAGCUUCAAGCUGUCCAACUUGGAGGUGCACACAAAUGGCCAGAAGGUGGCUCCGGUCAGCGAGGCACGCGCCAGCACCAGCGACGGCUUCCUGGAUGCCAUUGAGAACUACAUGAGCGGCCAUGAUGUCAGCCUCAAUCUGCCCUUGGCCGAUGCCAAGAUCACCGUCUCGGCACGCAAUCUGGCCAACGACGAGCUGAGCUUGAAUCUGCAGCUGAACAAUGACAAUGCCAGCGAUAUCGAAGCCAGGGGUAAGAAGGGCAACAUCUUCAAGAAGGGCAAGAAGCACCGUCUACGCAAGCUGGCCAUGCCCAUUCUGGUGCUCAUUCUGCUGAAGGCCAUCACCGUGAUACCCAUGGCAAUUGGCAUACUGAAGAUCAAGGCGUUCAAUGCGCUCGCCCUCGGCUUCUUCUCCUUCAUUGUCUCGGUUGGUUUGGCCAUUUUCCAAUUGUGCAAAAAGAUUGCGAAUGAUCACCAUCACACCGCCCACAUCACCGCCCACGGACCGUGGGACGGCCGUAGCUUUGGCGCCGCGCUGCCCGCCGCCGUCGUGGAGCAGCCCCAGCAACAGGCCCAGGAGCUGGCCUACCAGGCCUAUGCCUAAUUCCUGAAGCCGCAAAAGCAGGCCACAAAAAUGUUGUUGAUUGUUAGAAAAUGAAAAUUGUUUUUGUUUUUUUGUGACUUGAUUUGAGCGCAUUCUUUAGACACCCCCCUCUAUAUAUAUGUAUAUGUAAUAACUAUUUAUUUAUUUAUUGAA
Molecule: messenger RNA, 1043 nt
Organism: Drosophila mojavensis
Lineage: Eukaryota; Metazoa; Arthropoda; Insecta; Diptera; Drosophilidae
Gene: Osi19
Exons: 4
Coding region: 102-890 (262 amino acids)
Source: RefSeq, a predicted model, not a curated record